Messenger RNA from Orycteropus afer afer, 333 nucleotides. Its product is annotated as C-C motif chemokine 8. Gene Ontology annotation, cellular component: extracellular region. Gene Ontology annotation, molecular function: chemokine activity; CCR chemokine receptor binding. NCBI's taxonomy places the organism in Eukaryota, Metazoa, Chordata, Mammalia, Tubulidentata, Orycteropodidae. Gene Ontology annotation, biological process: G protein-coupled receptor signaling pathway; cellular response to tumor necrosis factor; inflammatory response. The record is from RefSeq and is a predicted model, not a curated record.
AUGAAGGCCUCUGCAUCACUUCUGUCCCUGCUGCUCACAGCGGCCACCUUCAGCACCCACGUGCUUGCUCAGCCAGAUUCAGUUUCCAUCCCAAUCACCUGCUGUUUUAAUGUGGUCAGUGGGAAGAUUCCCAUGCAGAAGCUGGUGAGAUACACAAGAAUUACUAACAGCCAGUGUCUCCGAGAAGCCGUGGUCUUCAAGACUAUACAGGCCAAAGAGGUCUGUGCUGACCCCAAGGAGAAAUGGGUCCAGGAUUCCAUGAAGCGCCUGGAUCAAAGAUCCAAAAUCCCAAAGCCUUCAAUCAUCACACCUGGGCAAAGGGACAGAGCCUGA